AGAAGAAUGAGGAAAACUCCAACUCAAAUGAUCUCCCAAUAUUUAUCGAGGAGGAAAAAGUAGAACCUGCUAAUGCUGUACUCGCUGCCGUUGAUGGUGCUGAGAAAAAGCAAGAUAUUGCUAAUGAGGCGGAGAAAAAUGAGGAAGAAAUUCCCCAAAUGCAAGAGAAUGAGGCCUCUACAUUUAAUGGAGCACAAUGCGACACCAAUGGCGACAAAGCAACUACUAUGGAUGGACGUACUGAUGUUGUCGAUGGAGCAGGAAGUGAAAAGAACCAGAAAAAACGGAAACAUGGAGUUGUCUACGACGAUGAGGAGUAAAUAGAAGGAUUCUUUUAAAACAAUUUUAGGAGUCGGUUCCCUUUCAU
Messenger RNA from Linum tenue, 367 nucleotides. Lineage: Eukaryota; Viridiplantae; Streptophyta; Magnoliopsida; Malpighiales; Linaceae. The record is from the annotation of a GenBank genome assembly.